GCAAUACAAUAUUAUGAAGAAAAAUAGAGAUUAAAGUGGUUAGUCUUAUAAAUUAUUAAUUCUUCUUGAUUAUUUCUUCAUGAAAUAACAGAAACACAGGAGAAAGAAUAGUGACACAAUGCGUGGAAAAGUAAUCGUUCUUGGACUAAUCCAAAUAUUUUGUCAGAUAUUUGGAGAAAAAUUGUCUGAUUAUUAUACUGCAGCUGUGGUAGAAUAUUCACCCAUUUUUAUUAAGGAUGACAUAAAAUUGACUUAUGAGAAGAACACAGAUGAAUAUAUCAAUUACAUAGAACGAGCAAGUAAACAGAAUGCCGACAUCAUUGUUUUUCCGGAAGCUGGAUUGACAUCCAUGAGCAUGCCUAUUUUUCACGAAUAUAAUGACUGGACAACAGUGGUUCCUUCUUCUCAGGACAACUAUAUACCUUGUACAGAAUCUAGAAUCAACGGCAUCAUCAAAGCAAUAAAAAGAUUGUCAUGCGCUGCGAGGGAUAAUCAUAUAUACGUAGUAAUAAACGUUGGCGAGAAGCGAUUCGAUGAAAAGAAUGGCACAUGGCAUUAUCAUAACACUAAUAUUGUGUUCGAUCGAAUUGGAAAAAUUAUUGCUAGGUAUAUAGAUAUAUUUUUGCGACUACUAAAAAACAAUCUAUUAUUCUUUUCAAAAUUUGACCUUAUAAAUAGAUAUCGUAAAGUGCACCUUGCUUUGGAAGGAAAAUUCGAAAGUUCAGUGCCACCAGAUCUCGUUACUUUCGACACUGAUUUUGGAGUAAAAUUCGGUGUCAUUAUAUGUUUCGAUAUGCUAUUUGAGGAACCUGCCUUAAAUUUGACGAGAAUAGAAGGUGUUUCAAAUAUUGUGUAUCCUACUGCCUGGUUCUCGGAAGUGCCAUUUAUAACCGCUAUUCAAUAUCAUUCUGGAUGGGCUUAUAGCGAGAAUGUAAAUGUACUGUCGGCUGGAUACAAUAAACCCGAAUUCGGAAGCAUAGGAAGCGGUAUUUAUUUAGGUCGCAACGGAAUAAUCAACGUGACCAUGUCUGUAAAUCCGAAGGAGCGGCUUUUAAUCUCUCGAGUGCCAAAAACGCCUAGAAAAAUCGAAACACAAGAGAGAGGAUACAUUACAAAUCAAUUUUACUCGAAAAGAAAUCUGCGUACAUCGAACAUCGAUUUGAUAAAGUUAAAGCACGAUCAUGUUACAUGGUUUAAUUCUGUUCUGGUUAAUGAUUCUAUGAAUGAAAUUAUCUGUUACGGUAACUUCUGUUGCGACUUUCUGAUUCGUAUAGAUACUAUCGAUCCGUCCACUUAUUAUCACGCAGUUGUGUACGAUGGUAUUCACGUGUUCGAGAAGAUAUUGGACGCUGGUGUUCGUCUAUGCGCCGUGAUCCAAUGUUCUAAUGAGUCGCUCCAUUCUUGCACUUCCGUCGAUUCGUCCGACACUACGUUUUCGACUUUGAGGAUAACAGCGAGAUUCGACGAUUAUCCGAACAUUUUGGUGACACCGACUGUGAUCGAUUCUUCCCUUAUUCCCUUCCAGCAUUGGUCAUACGAUGAACAGAUGCAUGGAGAAGAAACAACUGUCACAAUUGCUUUGGAAGAAGAGAUGAAAAAUGUGAUUAACUUCGGCAUAUAUUCCAGGAACUUCCAAAGAGAUAAAUAUUAUGAGUAAUUUUAGGAAUCGAUAGAACUCCAUAAAAUUAUC
Messenger RNA from Apis dorsata (giant honeybee), 1690 nucleotides. Its product is annotated as vanin-like protein 1. The record is from RefSeq and is a predicted model, not a curated record. The transcript has 6 exons. Bases 119 to 1657 code for a protein of 512 amino acids. Gene Ontology annotation, molecular function: hydrolase activity, acting on carbon-nitrogen (but not peptide) bonds, in linear amides. NCBI's taxonomy places the organism in Eukaryota, Metazoa, Arthropoda, Insecta, Hymenoptera, Apidae.